Messenger RNA from Aedes albopictus (Asian tiger mosquito), 1815 nucleotides. Its product is annotated as putative serine protease K12H4.7. The transcript is spliced from 4 exons. The record is from RefSeq and is a predicted model, not a curated record. Gene Ontology annotation, biological process: proteolysis. The coding region runs from base 178 to 1716 and encodes 512 amino acids. Gene Ontology annotation, molecular function: serine-type exopeptidase activity; dipeptidyl-peptidase activity. NCBI's taxonomy places the organism in Eukaryota, Metazoa, Arthropoda, Insecta, Diptera, Culicidae.
AAAACCGCAAUUGAGACGAGCGGUUUUAUGGAAUGAUAAGUCUUUGCUGGCUGGAAGUACAUAUAAAUUGGAUCCAUCCGGAGCCGGAUGAAUUGAGUUAGUGUACCGAUUUGCUCGGAAGUGGAGUUAGGAUUACAGAUAGUUUUGUGCAGUAGAAGCCCCCCGUCGGACAAAAAUAUGCGAGCGAUCGUACUCGUCACCCUGGCCUUGGCGGUCAUGACCGCCACGGCCGCUUCCGUCCGCCAACGGGUCCCCAACAAGGAACUGAGCCGUGCGCUGAUGCAGCAGGUCAUGACCAAGCGUUUCACGCCUACCAAACCAGCCGUCGAUGACCCCGCCAAGCGGCUGGUGAUCGAAAACUUCUUCACGACCCGCGUCGAUCACUUCAACUCACAGAACACGGCCGAGUGGACCCUGCGGUACUUUGCCGUCACCGAUAACUACAUGCCCGGAGGACCGAUCUUGAUCUUCCUCGGAGGCAAUCAACCGAUCGUCACCUCCAUGGUCGACGAGUCGACCCUGAUCUACGAUAUGGCCCGGGAGAUGAACGGCGCCGUCUAUGCUUUCGAAUCUCGGUUCUACGGCCAGAGCUGGGUCACGGAGGACGCGAGCACUGAAAACCUGCAUCUCUUGAACACCGAUCAGAUUCUGGCUGAUCUUGCAGAGUUCGUAACUUACUUGAGGCGGGAGGUCCUGAAGAACGAAUACGCCCCCGUUAUGGUUGCUGGUAGCGAAUUGGGCGGAGCGUUGGCCACCUGGUUCCGCGUCCGUUAUCCCCAUUUGGCUACUGCAGCUUGGUCAUCCAGUGGACACCACCAUGCCGAGAUGGACUUCAUGGAAUUCUCUGAAGCCUGGGGACAGACCUUGAUCGAUUACGGAAGCCAGGAAUGCUAUAACGAUAUCUUCGUGGCCUUCCACGUGAUGCAGAAUCUAGUCGACAUUGGUUUGAGCAAUAUUUUGUUCGACAAGUUCAACAUCUGUACGCCCAUUGAUCCGGAGAACCGUAUCCAGGUGAUGUACUUCUUCAGCGUUUUGAUGACUGCCAUCGAAAUCUACACCCUUCGUAACAGAGAUCUCAACGAUUUCGCAGAAGUCUGCCAGGACAUCACCGAUGAUGACUUCCCGACGGCCUUGGACGCCUUUGCCAACUGGUUCAACACCAAAUUCGCCGAAGAUAUCGGCUGCGUUGUGACGGACGUCGAUGUCAUGGUUGAGGCCUUCAGCGAGUCCAACUGGAACGAUGCUUUCACCAUGAUGGGUGCCCGCCAAUCCCUGUACCAGAUGUGCAACGAGUUCGGAUGGUUCUUCACGACGGAUUCGGACUUCCAGCCGUUCGGCAGCCGUGUCUACCUGGAGCUGUACUCCGAAACGUGCCGUAUGGUGUUCGGCGAUUGGAUCAGCUACGAGUCGAUCUACUACGCUACGCAGCGUGCCAACAAUCGAUUUGGAGGAAAUGAUCCACGGGUCACCGAGAUCCACUUUACCAAUGGUGCUGCCGACCCGUGGCGUAAGAUUAGUGUCACUAGCGAUCGUAAUGCGUUUGCUUUGGCUGACGUGAUCCCAAGAGAGUUGAGCGGUUCGGACUUGCCAGCCAUCUCUGAUAGCGAUUCCGAGGAAUUGGUGGAGGUCAAGCGUCGUGUCAAGGCACUCAUGAGCACCUAUUUGUACCCGGGAGCUCCCCGAAAAAUGGCCAAGUCGGAAGAUGUUGUUGCAUAAGAUUGCGCUGUUCGUAUAGAUGAAAUAAAAAUGAAUCCUUGAAGAAGUUAGGUACUCUAAGAAUAAUAUUACACGAUGAUUAAAUUUUGUUAUUCGAAA